AGUCAUGAUGGAGAUGGAGUGUAUAUAUUUUCGAUUGUGCCAUUACGUACACUCAAAUUGUUGAUCAUUACACUUUAAUUCUUAAAGAAAAAUUAUUUUCAAUUAUUUCAAAUGUUAUUUUGCUGCGCUGUGCAUUUAGUUUAGUUUACCGCGAUAAUAGCUGAUAAAGCAUAAAACGUGUGAUCCCCUCCGGCUGUCCUGCGAUGGAUGAUGAACGCGAAGAAGGCGAAAUCGUGGAUUUGAAUGACGAUGAUUUUUAUGAAAAUAUUAUUUCUUCCGAUGAUGAAGUUGUUAUUGAAGAAGAUGAAGAUGAUCUUCGUAAAAGGAUCCUAGAGUUAGAGGCCAAAAAUUCAGAACUGGAAAAAAUCGCUUCGAUAUCCAAAAUUUAUGAUUAUGGUUUAGGUUGUGGGUCAAGUAAUUUCAUUGAUUUGGUUGAUGAUGAUGACGGUGGUGACGAUGAUGAGAGCUACUUUAGACAACCGUCCAAAUACGAAUACUCCAGUUAUACUUCCUCGCGAAGAAAGAGUAGCCAUAACAAACGACGGAAAGCGAACCGACAUGAGUGCAAAAAGUCCAAACGUUACAAACCGUACAAAUCGGACAGGCGUAAAAAACCAUCACAACCGAACCGGUCAAGAGUUAAUAGCGAUAGUUCGUCGGACGACGAAUUUCAAUACACAACAAACGAGCGCAACAAAUUGCAAGCUGCACUGAAACGAAACAUUUCUUCCACUAACUCGACCACACUGAAGCGAAAAUUGAUCGGUGUGUCCCAGACUGUUGAGGAUUUUAUCAAGGAGAAAGAAGAUGUCGGCGACGAAGACAUAUCAACGAGUAUGGAGAUAAUGAAAUUGCUGAACAAAAUCAAUAUCGAAGAAAUUGCACCCAAGAAGAAAGCCACCGUUCUGGAGGAGGAUACUGAGGCUGGUUUGACCGAACAAGAGUUGCGGUUAAUUGCUUUAAAGUCUGCGAUACUCAAAAAAGCCGAAGCGAGGAAAAAACGGAAGAUUAUCGAAACGCAGCCGUAUUCACCAACGGACGAUGUUGAUGUUGAGAAGGCUAUCGUCAAUUCGAAACCCAAAGAUGAAUUGGACAAUAUGGAAAUCAGUCCGCCUGUGUCGCCUACAAAUCAGGAUGGUUGCCUUCAACCGAUCGACAUGGAACUAGAAUCUGACGAUGAAAGUCAGAUACUCUUAAAUACUCAACAGGAAGUACUUCCAACGUUAGCUGCACGAACAACAGAUGUUACCGUGAAAGACGUACCACAAUCUAUAAUUUUACCUGUACCUGAUGAAAUAAGCCUAAUCAACGCCAAAGUACCUGAAGACGCCGAUCGGAUCAAAUUAUCUUUUGAUUCCGUGGAACAACGGAAACUACAGGAAGAAGACGAAGACGACGAGGAAGCAUUACGUGCGUCUCUUUUAGCCACCUUAACUGCUAAAAAGAAAACGACAUCAAACACCUCAACCAAAAAGACAUCAAUCGAAGAAAAUCCACUGCCUUCGGAGAAGACUACUAGUGACACGUCAGUAGAAACGGAACGCUUACGUAAACAAGCAAUUUCAUCGAUAGGAAAACGAAAACAUCUUUUGCCAAAUCCAUUCGCACAAAAAUUCUCGGUACAAGUUCCUAUGCCAAUGGAAAUGAGCAUGCCCAAGCCCAUGGAAAUGAGCAUGCCUCAAAUUACGUCCAACCUAAAAACGGCUCUGAAGCGAAUCUUAAGCGAAAAAGAUAAACAAAAUGUUGAAGGCGACGCAAAGGUGGACGUAUGUCGGAUUCAUCAACCCCAAAAACUUAUCUCCGAAACUGCCAAAGAAAUUCCAGCCGGUGAAAUCAAAUUUAAAACGACGCAAGCAGAGAUCAUCGAACUCAAAAAUAUUGCACAGAAACUGAACGGUGGAAUUUUUACGCUGAAAAGCAUGUCAAACGAACCUACUCCAAUCGUGAAAAAGACCUGUGAACCGAGCACUAAGGAUGGCGAUAUGCUGAACAAUGGUACCACAAGCGAACCUACUGUAAUCGUGAAAAAAACCGGUGAACCGAUUGCUAAGGCAAACGAUGCGCCGAAAAAAGUUACGUCAAGUGAACCUCCUGGAACCGCGAAAAAAUCCUUGGAACCGACCGCUAAGAUAAACGAUGUGCUGAAAAAUGUUACCAGUAACAAUGCCGCUGUGGAAACUAAAACGAAAGACUUAGCAGCUGUUCCACUGGUUAUAUCCAAUAAGAUCGAAACAACUUCGCUCGACAAAACUGAUACUGCGAUUCGAUCGCUGAAAGCUGUUGCUCAAAAGAAAGUGAUCGCUGAACCACAUUUAUCGUUAAACCAAAAAGAAAACCAACAGCUACGGAAGGUCGCUGUUGCAUCGAAGCGCGCUUCUGACGAGAAACCACCAGUUGCAAAGAAACCCAAAGUAGUAAACAAUGUGCAUAAUGUCAAAGUGAGCAGAGUGAUAACAACGCCAGUCGAGAAACCAGUUAAGAAGUUGAUCAUUCAAUUGAACAACUCUGAUACGGAUUCGGAUGAUUUCGGAUUAGGACAAGAGAAUGUGGAAACUACACUGAACUGUAAAUCGUAUUCUGGUGUUGCCAGCCCGGCCAGUUACACUUAUUCACCUGCAUCGCCUGCCAACUUAGCUGACAACAAGUCGUCCGAUACCGUUCCACCAAAGGAUGACCACUUUCAACGAAAAUUGGACGAAUAUUUGAAGAGUGCUCGAACAAGGGUUGAACAAACUAAGCAGGAAACGAAACCCAUAAAAAAGUCUCCGUCGUUGGUCAGCCAUUUACCGCCUUCCUCUCAGCUAGAAUAUCGUAAACUAAUCAGCCGUAUGGCUCUGCUCGAAAAGCAGAAACAGCUGAAACUUACAAAGUCGAAAAUUGCUGCUUCGAAGCCGAAACCAAGCAGCAACAUCUCCAUCACAAUUGCGAACGACUUGUUCAACCAUAAACCAAAGUCAGUAGUACCGAUUGAGCCGAUUGCACCAUUAAACGGCAAUGACAUUAGCUCACUGAAGGACAAGCAAAGGGAAGAUGUGGUCUCACUUCGAAGUGUUGAUCCACCCAUUCCUGUAGAAAGCAGCAAUGUGACUCGCACGCCUACCACAACUGUUGUUAGCGGGACUAAAUGCAACAACUCAAAUGUACCAGUAAUGGAUGUUGAGCAACCAAAAUCGGUUCCAACUGAAGCCAAGGAGACAGACAAGUCGCUGUUGAUGCAGAAUUUCUCAGCAUUAUCCGCGCACGAUAAACAGGAAAUAUUGCAGAAAUCCGAAGCGGAAUACAUGAGUUACAGUGACUUAUAUCUCGUCGAUCUAAAUAAUAUGUCGCAGUUGGUGAAUCAGGCACGUCAAGAGAAAGAGAAACAGUUCCAGAUCGAGUCCGAAAUAGAAGAACUGGAAGCCCGAGUUCACGAACUGAAAAAUCAGCUGGUCAAACAGAAGGUGUCCGUAUCGAAGCUUUAUCCGGUCAUAUCAUCGUCGCACAAGAAUAUUAUGAAAAAGCGAAGCCAAUCGAUGCAGUUGCACAAAAAGUGUUGCUACGUUGGCAAUAAAAUUGUCGGAGCUGAUUACAAGACGCAAUUUUGUGUAAGGAUUCCCGGCGACCCGAAGGCAGACAUUGCGCAGAAAGUAAGAUCGUUAUCGUCGGAAACCAAACUGCUGCGGAACAUGAGGAAACCGGUCGUCAAUGGAUUGAAAGCACCCAUCAGCACCGACGGAAAAUUCUUGGAAACGGAACUUGUGUGCGAAGACACCCCUGUCACGACUGCCGCUUCUACGAUACCAUCCAAAAGACCAGACGACGUUCCACCAUCAAUUAACGGUACAUGCGACAACAUUCCAGCGCCCAACUCCAUGGCGAAUUACAAGUCACCCCUUGAUCAUAUGGGAAAUAUCGGUAUCACUAAUCCUGAUUCAAUUGUUUGUCCAUUUCAACUGUUGGGACAGUGCGAAGAUAAAGAAUGCACUUAUCAACAUUUAUCAUGAUAAAUCGCGAAUUACAUAAAAUAUCGAUAUCAUCAUCCCCAUCCCCCAUUUAAUCCUCCGUUUUCACAUGUGAAAUUGCGCGCCCAAUUCUGUGAGGGUAAGUGAAAAUUUAACGAAAUUAUUUACACAUUAGAUCCUAGGUGGCAACAAAAAAAGCCCGUCUCUAAAAAGAAUUUAAGUGAAAAUGACAAAUAAGUUUGUGAACAGUGAAGAAGAAGAAAAUAAACUUCAUCGAUGCAGUGAAAAUGUCUCGAGUGUAAUUUUUAAAGAUACGGAUGGCGAAACAUCCAAAAAAAAAAAUCAAAUAAAAAAUAAUGAACAGCUCCCGUGGUAUUUUUAUAUUCGAUUGUUUCAAAACGUUUUUGUACAUAAUAAACGAUUCGGUUACGCAUACAAUUGCAA
Messenger RNA from Bradysia coprophila, 4385 nucleotides. RefSeq lists its product as uncharacterized. The record is from RefSeq and is a predicted model, not a curated record. Lineage: Eukaryota; Metazoa; Arthropoda; Insecta; Diptera; Sciaridae.